This is a messenger RNA of Fusarium odoratissimum NRRL 54006, 771 nucleotides long. RefSeq lists its product as uncharacterized. Lineage: Eukaryota; Fungi; Ascomycota; Sordariomycetes; Hypocreales; Nectriaceae. The coding region runs from base 81 to 578 and encodes 165 amino acids. The transcript has 2 exons. The record is from RefSeq and is a predicted model, not a curated record.
UUUCAACACUGGCACCAGAUUUUAAUUGAAAGUUCUUCAUUAAAACAAUACAACUUUACCCCUGCGUAUAUCUUGGCAACAUGUGGUCUCUCUACUUCCUCAUAGCCUUUCUCGCAAUCUCACCCACCAUCGCAAAGAAAUCCUCCAAGCCCUGCCCAACCGUCACAACCACUGCAACUCUCUGCAAAACCUGCGUCGUGCCCGCCUGUCUCACCAUCGAAACAAUUUCCCCCCAGCGAAACUGCCCCUCGAAGGUCCCAACCUCUGGCACAUCAUUCCCCUGCUCCAAGUCAAAGUGUCCCAGUGGCUGCGCGACUUCUUACACCUACGCUUCAGCCUAUGGAACUGUUACUAAGAAGCCUAAGUGUCCUACUGUCACUGAAACAGCUACUAUCUGUUCAGAUUGCAUUAGACCGAUGUGCUUAACCUUGGAGACGGUGAGUUCAGUUUGCGGAUGUCCCGAGUCGCCUGCUACGGUUACGACCAGCUACCCUUGCGGUGAGGAUUGUCCUGUUGGUUGUGGGACAGAGUAUGUUACUCCUACUGUUACGCCGAAUUGUAAGAAGAAUGAGGAUUAGAGGGUGAGGCUGGUGGUGAGCUGUUGUGGUUGGUAAGGGUUAAGGGAUGAUGGCGUGUUUGUGCUAAGGCCUGGAGAAAAGUAUUUGAGACAUGGAAGAAGUGUAAGACAGUUGUGGGAUGUGCCGGUGUAUUGGGUCUGGUGUUAGUCUUUUGAGAAUGUCAACUGAAUGUUACCUAAAUGUAAACCCUUUC